GGGCCAUCCCACAGUGUUGUGCUCAUACACAGUACGAGGUACUCGUAGCUUUCAUUCCGUUUUGCGUCCACGUCGAUGCCACGACAGAAAGUUAGCGCAGCAUGUGACAGCUGUCGGCGGCGAAAGGUCAAAUGCGAUGCACAAAAGCCCGCCUGCCGUCCGUGUAUCAUUCGGGGAGAGUUGCAAUGUAACUAUAGCAGUAGAGUCAAAUCGCCUCGAAGAAGACAGUACCCCCUGCUGCAGCAACACCCUCAGCAUCCCCAGGGGAGGUAUGGAGGUGAUGUCGCUGAAAGGUCGCCAAUGCUUUUGUCUCGAUCUGCGAAUUCCGACUCGGUGGAUCGGCCACGAUCCACACAAGCACCUGCCUGUUCACCAUCUUUUAUGAUGGCUGACGCUUCACCCGGCACCGCGUCUACCUUGCCGAUCACGGCCGACGCUCUGCUCCCUGAACAAAUUGAUGACCAUGCACCGCAGAGUGCCGACGCCAUGACAGGCGUUGGCAAGGACCCUCUGGCGAGCGUGGAAUUCUUCGGUGGUAGCAGUGCUGCUUCUUUCGCGGCUCAAAUCAAUUCGGCUGUUGAUUCACGUCUCGGGCAAAACCAGACACACUCAUCCAUAGAGAUUGCUGAUGAAGAUAGCGUUGAGGCGAGUGCCAACCAAGAGGCUGCAACAACGUCAAAUUCAGACUACAUGAACCAUCUAGCGUUUGUCCUUCCCCUUAGAACCUUCUCAGAUCGUCUUUUACAGGAAUACUACGACUUAGUAUGGGUCAUCCUCCCCAUACACGACUGGGCAGCCUUCAAACGGGACUAUGAUGCCGUCUGGGUUGGUUCCGAGACCAGCAUACCCCUCAAGCCUCUGUACUGCAUGAUCAACAUGGCGCUCGCGCUGGGCACUCAAUUUUCCCAGGCCGUUCAGCCGGACAAAAGAAGAAAGCUCGGCCAAACAUUCUGGGAAAGAGCCCUUGCAUUAUUCGACCCUAGAAUCCAACAGAGAGCUUCUUUACAAGGACUGCAAUGUCUACUGCUGAUGGGCCUGUUUCUACAGGGUACUCAUCAAUCCCACCAGUGUUGGAUGGUUGUUGGCUCCGCUGUUCGUAUGGCACAAAGCCUAGGGCUACACUUGUCUGGAACGACGACCUCAGCACAAAAUAUCCGGGACAGGGAAAUGCUACGUAGAACGUGGCAUGGAUGCGUCUUUAUGGACCGGGUUAUGUCCAUGACGUUUGGAAGACCGAGCAUGAUUGCAAACUGGCUCUAUGAUGCCGUGCCGCUCCCCGUCAUGAUCGAUGAUGACUUCUUGGAUUCCCAAAGUGAUCCAUCAGAUGUGCGCCCAGAUGGUGGUACGCCAACGAUUGCUUUCUUCGUCAAGUCUGUGCAACUGUACAGCAUAGUGAACGACUGUCUUCUUGAGCUCUAUAUGCAACUGCCAGAAAAAGCUGGACAGAGUGUGGAACAAAUCACUUCUGUUCUUCAGUUUGAUGAAAGGCUACUGCAUUGGGUGCGUUCAAUGCCAGAAGGUCUCCAAUACCCCUCUUCAAUCAAUGCGAGCUUCGCCCUUCAGAGGCAACGAAUCGUCCUCCGCUCCCGAUAUCUUCAUGCUCGAAUCGUUGUCCUCCGCCCAAUACUCACAGAAUCUUGCUUGAAGCAGGUGAAGUCCGACGACAGUCGCCACUCUGCAUCAAAAGAUCAGUUUCUUUCCGACAACCUAAUCGGCCAUUGUUCAAAGAUUUGCUUCGAAUCUGCUCACGAGAUCAUUCGAAUCAUUUAUUCGAACUUGGACCUAGAAACGGUGACCGGUCCUGUCCCGGCUUGGUGGUUUGCAGUCUUGUUCGUAUAUACAGCUGCAACAGUGCUCCUUGCUGAGCGUCUCAGUCAGCUCGUUUCGAAUGAUUCUAUCGUGGAGCCAUGGGCAGCGGAGCCAACCUGGAACCAGGCAAUCCAAUUACUCAAGGCGUACUCCAAGGUUGGAGAAUCUGCCAAACGCUGUGUAGUGGCCUUAGAAAUCCUACUAUCAAAGAUUCAAGGUUGUUGCGGCCCGUCCAGAGUGCCAGCUGAAGCGAACAGCGGGGGGAUGUCUGAGCCCAUUUUUCCUAGCGAGGGACAGGACUCAAGCAUAUUCACUAACGGCGGCCUUGGACCAACCAUGGACUUGGAUGUUCUGAAUCUAGACAUCGACGAUAUGCUCUGGCUGAACACUUCAGCUGCAGAAAUCUUGUUCUGAGGUCGAAAUAGCCCGUACAAUCAAAGAUCCAUGGCAAUUGCGUGCUACGGAAAGUCUAAUCCUAAUCUCCUUGCAAAGUUAAUUUAGGUAAAAUAAAAUUCCUACUAUAGUAAUAAGUAUACUUUACGAUCCGUG
Aaosphaeria arxii CBS 175.79 is the source of this 2358-nucleotide messenger RNA. RefSeq lists its product as uncharacterized. Gene Ontology annotation, biological process: positive regulation of transcription from RNA polymerase II promoter by galactose; DNA-templated transcription. The coding region runs from base 76 to 2223 and encodes 715 amino acids. The transcript has 4 exons. Gene Ontology annotation, cellular component: nucleus. NCBI's taxonomy places the organism in Eukaryota, Fungi, Ascomycota, Dothideomycetes, Pleosporales. The record is from RefSeq and is a predicted model, not a curated record. Gene Ontology annotation, molecular function: zinc ion binding; DNA-binding transcription factor activity, RNA polymerase II-specific; RNA polymerase II cis-regulatory region sequence-specific DNA binding.